Periconia digitata is the source of this 2223-nucleotide messenger RNA. Lineage: Eukaryota; Fungi; Ascomycota; Dothideomycetes; Pleosporales; Periconiaceae. The record is from the annotation of a GenBank genome assembly.
UGCUCCUCCGCCCACGAUUCGAGCGAAGCAGGCUUUGCUUCCAUGUCUGUCGGUGCAAAUCAAGACGGCCUGUCUCCAGGUCCCAUCCUAGCUCAAUCGUCGCCAUAACCCAUAACACCAUAUACGCUUUGUUGUGCUUGGUUUUGUUGUUGUUGUUGCUGCUGCUGCUGCUGGUUUUUUUUUUCUCCGCCGUCUGCCUCCCAACUUCCACCACUGCCCGUGUAUAAACCACCGCUUUCGGUCAUCCAUCCAUCUUCUACCUGUAUCCUAUCAAUUGAUCCUGCUGGCUGCAAACCCCUCUUGGCCCUGCCUUCCUGCCAGCUGGUGCGUCUCUACCGCGGCAACCUGUCUGUCUGUGUCUGUCGAGCCCUGACGGCGUCCUCUCGUUUCUGGCUUGCUCGCCUGCCAUUGCUGUUCUUUUCUGUCAUUCGUUUCACCUACCUACCCACCGCCCUACCGUCUAAUCCACACACUCGUUCCCUCAUCAUUUCACCUCUACCAUUGGCCGCGCCCUCUCUCGUAACCUCGCUGCUUGCCCCGGCCCCGGCCCGCCACCGCCGCACCACCAACCCCCAUCCGCCCACCUCGUCUCCCUCUCUCCCUCUAUACUUUCUUUUGUGCGUUGCCUUCCACCCCAACGCCUGAUCCCCCUCGAGUCGGUCCUUUUUGCCGUACACGAUAAUCCAAUUCGCAUCCCUCAGACCGCGCAGCUGAGCGAAUGCAUCGGGUCUGACCCUGAUACUUAUAGCUCCGUUGGCUCGCGCCCUAACCGUCCGUGUCUCUUCGCGAUGCCAAUGGAAACCAAAGGCACAAACACAAUCUCUUCCCCGGCCGAAUGAGCCCCUCCCGAGCCCUUUCGCUCCCCGACACACACUCCAAACCCAGGCCUCCGCCUCACCAUGCCCGGAAGACCUCCACAUCCCACCCUGCCUAGCGCUCCUUCCCACCUCGAUACCAACAUAACACCCGUAUCAGCAACAACAACAACAACAAUCACCACGCCCACCUCCGCUGUCGAACCGCCCCUCUCCGCUCGAUCGCAAUACCUUCCCUACCGCCCUCCAAACAGCGAUUACACCCCUCCCGCCUCUCCUCAGCCUGUAAACCCAUAUGCUGCAUCUGCCGCACGCAAAGGCUUUGGCUCCGGGAGACUGAAGCAGCCGGCAAAGUUGAAUAUGGAAACCGCCCUACCCCCGGCCUAUGAACGGCCUGUUUACAGCCCAUCUCCCUCCUCUAGUCCACCUUUGCCUCCCCUGCCGUCGCCCAAGUUUGCUCUGAGACAGAGGACGCCUUCGCUUCUCCGCCAUGCUGCUACAUCUUCGCCUCUCAAUAGCGGGUACCCUCGAGCGGAACAAGUCAUGGGCUCUCCUACGUUUGGCCCCAUGCAGAUGCGUCACCCAAGCGGUGCAGGCCCCACCAGCGAUCCACGGGCUAUAUUCAAUGCUCUGGGGAGUAAUCCUGUCAACCGCACCAGCGCAACGUGGGAAUCGACCCCCGAAGACACCCCCGAGCCCCCCAUGCAGGACCAUCAUCACCAGCAAAGAACGCGUGGAAUGACGAGUGCAUCUCAGCGCAAUUACGCUGCUGCCAACCCACACCCGCCGUUGCGUUCAACCACGUCCAUACCCGACUUUGGGCCUGCUCGCUCAGGCGACCGAUCGAACCUUUCGGGAGCAUACCGACCUAAUCGAGGUGGUCCCAAUUGGUCACACAAUGAUCACUAUCCUCCGCGGUACUUUCGAGGCGAAGAGCCUCGAGCGAGUUUCCGCUCCGGCUUCACCAACAACUCCUCGAUUUUCAUGGAAGCAAGUGGCACCGAGCGGAGCAGUAUGGCCACUGGCCGAAGUUCAGUCAGUGAUGCUCCCGAGAGCACGUAUUCGAGGGAUCGAUCCGAAGAGCGGGAUCUGUCCAGCGACACGCUUCCCACUACCGUAUCUCCAGAUGAAGAAGAUGUCAUGAGCACGGUCGAGGAUGUCAUUGAUGCUUAUUUUGAUGAUAUCGACACCGAGGAGCAGCACAAGCGCUACAGCGAUGUGCGUGAUGAUCGCUCAUCCGGUUACUCCCAGGGAGACGAUGCAAGAUAUUAUCAUGCCAUUAGUGCACCAAGUCAAACACAUUUCGGCGGCCAAGAUCCCGACACCCCGGCUCACAGUUUCCAUGAAGAGAACGAUACUGCGGCCGGAGACACGCCCACCUCACCCCUUGGAGCCACAGGACAUUGAU